CUAAAAUCUGGAUCCAACAUGGCGGACGUCGGUCGUGUGUUGGUUGUGAGCUGCAGUUCGUUUCUUUCCCCGGAAGAUAUCAUUAAUGGUGAGAAAAUUUAUUCACUUAAGACGAAAAAAAUUUUUUCCCUCUGUGGGAAACUCAGUAGUCAUUUUUGGUGGGCAAGUGUGAUCAAUGAAAAGUUCCAAAACAAAUUUAAUUGUUCGCUCGUCAUUUUAUAAUUAUUAUGACCGACUUUUCUACAAGUUCUCCUUGCCCUUUUAUCGUCUAUUUCAGCAAUGUGCAAUAAGAAGCAUCCUGAGCCCACACAGCUGUCAGACAGUUUGACUUCUUACCUUUGGAAAAUAGAAAAUAAAUAUUACACCGCAGAUGUGCAUCUCUGUGCAUGUUCUGUUAGUUCUCUGCCGCCACAGUGUGAGUUUGCGGGAAACAUGAAUUUUCAAAGUGUCAUUAUUACUUUUGAUCAAAAAGAGGUGAGGGCCCAUUUUUAUUUUAACUUUAAUGAUAGUAUGUUCAUAGGUAGUCCAUCUUCUGUUUGUGUCAUUUUUCUUGAUAUCUGACCUUCUACCUACAGGGAGAGAAAUACAGGUUAUUAUAAUAAUGGCAAUUGCAAUUUUCCCUUAGAAAAGAAUGAAUGAAAAUGCGUUGUUAGAAGUUCAAGUUACAUUUUAAAUGGGACAGGUGUUAUGCAUUGUUGUUUAAUUUCGCUGACUCAAACUUUUUUGAGGUGUCAUUUUGCUGGCUGAAAAGAAAUGAUUGUCCUACAAAAUGUUGCCUUAUACAUGUACAACUUGAGACUGUAUAAAAACUUUUCCUAGUUAACAUUUUGGUUACUGCCAAAUAUUCAUCUGUAUUUUUUACUCUCAUUCUUGUUGCUCAGAUUUCAAUACAGACAACAUGAUUGAUACCUGAUCAUUAUUGCCACCAUGAUAGGUUUGAGGAAAUUGUACUGCACUUUGAAAGACUACAAUGAACCUGUAUUCUUAAUCCACCAUUUUGCUAGAACACUUGUGUGCCUUUUUCCAUAAAAAGGCAAUUUAUACUGCCUCAGUCUGUGAUUUUAGCCUGAGGGGAGGGGGAGAGGGUACUCCCUUGUAUAAGCGAUAUAGGUAUGUGCCAUCCCAAAGGAUAUGGUUUUUGAGCUGUUUUGGUCUGAAAAUGGGUAUAGCCUUAGCUCAUUUUGGUCUGGAAUCGGGUAUGGUUUUCAAGGAAACUACAGGAGUAUAUGAAUGUGUUUAUCGAAUGAAUAAGAAAGAAAGAGAAAUCAAUGCGAAUUCAAAGUGGAUUUUAAGUAAUCUUUUUUGUUGGCUUUUUAAUCUAAAUAACAAUGACAUGACUUCCUAGAGGCGGGGUCUAAAUACGAGUAUGGGUUUUGAGAGACCGGGUCGUAAAGUAGGUGUGAAAACAUGCCAUUGGUUGGUCUGAAAUAGGGUCAGGACUUGGAGAAACAGGUGGCACACCCCCACUGAGAAAAAUUUUCCCAGCUGUUUCCCCCGGGGAUUUUUUAGGUGAAAAACCCAUAUCCUACUGGUUUGCACAUUCUAACAUGGGUAUAUACAUGUUACAUGUAGAUGUGCCUUAAUUUCUCACCCUCACCCCCCUCACUUCUUACAGUAUACUAUUCAAACAGGAACCUUUGUCUUUAAUCAUCAUUAGAUAACAACAUGUACUAAACUGUCAAUCUUAAUUAUUUUAUUUUCCUCCAUAUCAAGUUUUUUUUUUAACCAAAUACAAGGGAAAAUAUUGCAUGAUAUAAAAUUCACAGCGUGAAUAAAAAUUUUGCUGGUGUUGUUACUGUUCAUAAAUUAUCAUCUAUCCUAGAAAUCUAGUUUUGAGGAAGUAGCCUCAUGGCUGUCAUACAUUGAGUCCAAGGAUCCAUCUGUCUUGUUACUGAUCAAUUCUGGUAAAGGAGAAUUAGACAAUGGAGGUAAAACACCUGUCUCAAGAUGAAUAAUUUGCUUUCUUGAAUUUUUUGUUACCAUCAUACAUGAGUUAUUGUCAACAGAUGAACCUUCUUGUAUAAAAAUAAUUUGUGACUGAUAUUAUGUUGUAGUUCAAUGUUAUUGCUUUGGUUUGAUUUUUUCCUUCCCUAGUCUCAAAUCAUUGUACAUAAAAACUAAGGAUAAAAUGGAAUUGCAAAGUAUACCUGUGCAUACAUGUACCUAUAAAAAAAGCAUUUCUGUUGGCAUCCCAUCAGGACUAUGCAGGAGCUAUGAGGACUAUGAAUCAAUAACGCAGAAAUAUGAAUCAAUAAACAAGUAAAUAAAGCAAUAAUUAUUGUGUCAACUAAGCAGUCUUGCACUUUUGUGAAUUUGAUGUACAUAAAUGCAGUAAUGAGAUUUUAGAAGAUCUGCACUGUAACUAACAGCCUGUCCCAGUGAUUAGACACAAUGACUUUUUAUAAUAGCAAGUAUAAUUAUUAUUAUUAUACAGUUUUCCUAACAACAAUUGUUAGGAAAACUGUCAAGAUUCAUCAGAAUUAAUUUGUUAUUAUAAUAAUCUUUGUUUUUAUUACUAUCUUUAGGUGUGUCUAAAGCAGAGGUAGUAAAAUGGUGCUUGGAUAACUCAUUUGAGCUCAUUAACAUGAUCUGUGAGGAGGAUGAAGAAGAUGACGAGGAAGGUAUCCUGCUUAUUGUGGCAUGUCAUUCACUUUGUAACGGUUAAAUAAAUAAAAUACCAGACUCAGGACAUGACAGUAGUAAACUGUCAUGUUACACCUUAGCAUUAUUGUUUACAGCUGAUUUGAAAUACCUUUUGUUUGAGUAAAUAAUCAUAAUUAAUGAAUUGGGAUAUGUUUUGCAAAAUCUAGCAUUGAAAUGUCCAAUAAACAAUAACAAUGUGCAUUCAUCCUAGAUGACUUUCGUGAAAAGACAGGCAUAGACAGAGUGAUUGAAGCUCUUCAGUGUGCUGAGUGGCCUAAUAUGGAAAUGAGGGGUAUGAUUGAAUGAGCACUGAUACAUCACCUGUCCAUGCUAUUGUUAAUUAGUUUAUGUUCUUGUUACUGUUGUUGCCUGCAAAUACAGCCACUUCCCAUUGCUCCCCUUUGCCAGGGACUUUUGUGACAGAGGCGUCUGUGUUUUUGUCCAAAAAUUAUAUGGUGAUUAUUUGACAUACUACUGUAUGUAGCAACUACACGUAGUGUCCUCUUUCACCUAUUUUUUGCAAAUGGCAGACAAAACUCAAAAGUCUCUCUCAUGAAACAACCAGCGGUCUCCAGCAACAGGGAGUGACGAGAGGCAGCUGUAUUCACUGGCUAGUUAUAGUAGUUAAUCUGCCAGUCUUGAUUCUGUUUAUUAUCUCUGUCAUUAAACAAGCCCAAAAUAGCGCUUUGCUCAGUUACUAUUUAUAGACCUGAAACUUAGAGAAACAAACUGAAAUUAACAUUAGCAAAUUCCUCACUUUUGUCUGUCUUUUGUCAUUAAAAUGAGAAAAAUGACAAAACCCAGACAAAAAUUGCAAAUUAGUCACUCUGACAUCAUUUGUGCGCUAGGCUAUUGUCUUGACGCUAAAAAUGCUCAAUGCCUGGCACUAAUUUUCACUUCAUUAGAACUGGGAGUGCUACUUAACUACAGUCUUUGCAUGUUAUAGGUAAAAUCCAUUCUUACCUUUAAACCAGUAUUCAGCCUAGGUUUCCAGUGUUAGAACCAGGCCAGCAAAGAAACCAGAUGACAUGUUUUACUUCCAACAUGCAUGCAACUUGCAAGGUAGAAUGAACACGGCUACAGACUACACUCUUAUCCAAUUGAAUCUGCACACUAAAUCAUCGGAGCAGAGGGCCAUACAUGUACAUUGUACUUUGUUGAAGAUCAAACACAAUAAUAAAAUUGUGUUGUAUUUUUUUGCAUGCAGAAAGUCAAAGUCACAGAGCUGUAAAAGUUUCCAGUAACGACCAAGAAGCAGUUAACAAAGAGGAUAAUAGUAAACAGAGAAGUAAAAAUGAUGGUGCUUCAAAGAACCCAACUAGUUCAUUAGCAGCCAGUGACAAGCCUCAAGGUUAGUUCGUUUGUUUCUUUUGAUCAACUCUAGCAGCCAAGAGAGGAAACAGACAAAACAGCUACCAUUAGAGCAAAAGCAUCAUGUAAUGGGGCUUGACACAAAAGACAACAUACUAAUUGCUGGGAGCCAGUUAGUUCUCAGCUUAGGGGAACAUUUAGCCUAUCAACAGAAGUUAUUCUUUUAUUUUCUGUCUUUGUUUCUUUCUUUUCGUUUUUUUUUUUUUUUUUGUUCUUUUUUUUUCGACCACUCGACAGCGCGCGAGCAUCGAGUGCGAGAAUGAGCGCGAAGUGCGAGAAAAAAAGAAAGGAGCUAUUUCCUCUUUUUCCCGCCCCCACCCCCUUGCUCUUGAGGUCAAUAAAUCCCCAUGCACGUAACCGCUCAUCUCGCCACUAAUGAAGUCGCCACCAAAAUAACUCUGUAAUAAUCGACCUCUAAAGAGAAAUUAGGGAUCUGUGAACAGCAGGCAGCAUUAGCAUUCGAAAGAAACAUAAUAUCAGAGAAAAGUGGAUCCAACAUGCAAACAAAGUAGAGAAAACAUCUGCACUGUUAACCACUGAUAGAAAACCUAAAUGAAAAUCAUUGUGUGAUGUGACUGUCCAUUCUCGUUCUUGCUGAUGUCUCGUUUCUCAUAUGAAAUCACUCUGCGAUUGUUUCGUAGCCUUUGCACAGCCUGCUGAUGACCUUGAAUUACUUAGCAACUUAGCAAGUGAUGGAGCUGAAAAUGAAUCAUUUGAGGAGCUGUUCCAGAAGCUUGCAGCAAUGAAAGGUCAGAAAUUGUUUGUUUGCACAGUAAACUUCCAGCAAAGCAUCAGAAACAACAUUCAUAAAAAAUACUUAUUACUUGGAGCUUUUUCUCUUCCUUUUCCUAGAGCGUGCAUCUUCACUACCUGCUGAAGAAAGGAAAGAUUACGCGGAAAGGGUAAGUUGCUUUCAUUAUACGUGCGUCAGUGGUAUUUUUUACACUGAACACCUUUCCAUCUGCUAACUCAUCAACUGCCAAAGCGAGUCAGUUUCUGAAUCUCACUUCUGAAUUAAACCUCCGUCACUAUUUACUUUCCUAUAACGUCAGGCAAGCCAUUGGGCUCUAUGAUGAUAUCUUAACCACAGAAAAGAAACGCAAGUUAAAGUGGUUUGGGCAUGUAUCAAGAUCAUCAGGGCUUGCCAAGACAAAUUUACAAGGAACAGUGCAAGGAGGGAGAAGAAGGGGCCGACAAAAGGAGCGUUGGGAGAAUAAUAUCUCUGAGUGGACAGGGUUGAAGUUUUGCAACGCCGUAAGAGAAGCUGAAAACAAAAUCAAAUGGAGGGAGAGGGUUGCUAUGUCUGUGGCGCCUCAACGGUCAUUGACUACGGGAUAAGUGCAGGUGCAGGUACAAUGUCAUGUUCUGAACUAUUAAUUCUAUUUUUUUUUUUUCCUCUUGUAAUUGUCAACAGGUUGCCAUUGCAUUUUGGCGCGCCAUGGGUGGAAGCGAAGAUGAAAUCGCUGGUUUAGGAGAAGACAGUGACAGCUAA
This is a messenger RNA of Porites lobata, 5506 nucleotides long. The record is from the annotation of a GenBank genome assembly. NCBI's taxonomy places the organism in Eukaryota, Metazoa, Cnidaria, Anthozoa, Scleractinia, Poritidae.